Messenger RNA from Trematomus bernacchii (emerald rockcod), 5793 nucleotides. Its product is annotated as IgGFc-binding protein-like. The record is from RefSeq and is a predicted model, not a curated record. Lineage: Eukaryota; Metazoa; Chordata; Actinopteri; Perciformes; Nototheniidae. The transcript has 27 exons. Gene Ontology annotation, cellular component: extracellular matrix. Gene Ontology annotation, molecular function: protein binding. The coding region runs from base 38 to 5530 and encodes 1830 amino acids.
GUGUGUGUGUGUGUGUGUGUGUGUCUCUCUAUCAGCCAUGGACAUCAGGCCUCUCACAGUGUGUUUGGCUGUCUGUGCUGCACUCUUGGCAGUGUGUCAUGGUUGUUCUACAGGAAGGGAGUUCAUCACCACAUUUCUUCCUAAUUACCAGCGUAGUUCUGGGAAACAGCACACACUCCAUUUGGCUUUGACUGCUCAGGACUCUGAUGCCACUAUUACCAUAAAGGUGUCUUCACUGAGAUUCUACAGGAAGCUGAGCCUCUCUGCAGGUCAAAGCCAGUGGGUUUCUCUGCCAUGUGGAUCCGAGCUGCAGAAGCAAUUUGUUAAUGAAAACUCAGCGGUUCAAAUCUCCUCCACUGCUGCGAUCUCUGUGGCCUCCUUCAACCGCCGCUUCGCCUCAGGAGAUGGCGCUGUGGUUUCCCCCACAGAGGAGCUAGGGACUGACUACUUCGUGUUCACACCCUCAGGAGGCAAGUCGUGCAUGGACAAGCUUGUGGCUAUUGUUAAUGGCAAGAGCCAGAAUAGGAUCACCAUCUUACCUGGUGCUGAUGUGUCACUGAGAGGUGGGAACAAGUGGAAGCGUGGGAAGGCGAUGACCAUACAGCUGGCACCAUACGCAUCUUACCUUUUACGAGGUCACACAACUUUGACGGGCACACGGAUCCAAUCCCAGAAGCCUGUAGCGGUGUUAGCAGGCCACCAGUGUCUGUCCAUGGGUAAGCUCUGUGAACACGUGUAUGAGCAGCUGCCCCCGGUCCACAGCCUGGGUAAAGAUUACAUGGUGCCCAUGACCGGCAGCAAGAAGACCACAAACCAGGCAGUGAUAGUCGCUGUUGAAGACAACACUGAGUUGACUCUGCACAAGGACUCAAGAAAACAGAAGCUCGCAAAAGCUGGAGACGUCAUCCUGCAAAAACUGAUCUACAAACGUCCACUGGUUGUCAAGAGCAACAAGAAAGUAAUGGUGCUGCUUCUCAGCGACAACCGUCCACAUGACCCUUUCCUGAUAACGCUGAUCCCUACGUGCAAGCUGUCCACUGAUUGGGCGGUGGAGACAGUGGGGGGGCUUCUGAAUACUGUGUCCAUUCUGUCAGAGAAGGAGGGGGCAGCCAGUGUGAAGGUGUGUUGGUCAGGAAAGUGCAUAUCACCUCGGUGGAGUAGCCUCCUGACGGACAAGCACUGGGUGUGGUCCAAUGUAGAUGUGGGGCGUCAGCAGAGCCAUGUGAGGGUGGAGGGGGACGCACUUAUGGCGGUGUACGCCUAUGGAGGGAAGCACCGCCAUUCAUACGGCAUUGCAGGAGUUUGUUCUGAAGGUAUCACCCCUCCCACACCUCCACCGGACCCUUGUGAAAAGGUGAAAUGUCGAGUAAAGGAACGUUGUGUGAAAGGAGAAUGUGUCCACGUUUCUACAGCAACCUGCCGUGCGGUCGGUGACCCCCACUACCGCACAUUUGAUGGCCGACGCUUUGACUUCCAGGGUACCUGCACAUACAUUAUGACAACAGUUGCAAAGAAGGCGUCUGACCUCAGUGAAUUCACUGUGACGACCAAGAAUGACCACCGAGGUAACCGCCGAGUUUCAUAUGUGAGGACUGUUGGAGUCACCGUUUACGAGCAAACCAUCACCAUCGGCCGACACAGGUCACAAGUGGAGGUCAAUGGAGAGUUACAGUACUUGCCUGUCAGUUUGUUGGGGGGUAAGGUCUCUGUGAAGCAGAGUGGAGCCUAUGCUACCCUCACCACUGACUUUGGCCUGAAUGUCAGAUAUGACUGGAACAUGAGACUGUACAUCACAGUGCCCUCCUCCUACCACCAACACCUGGGGGGCCUCUGUGGAAACUACAAUGGAGACAUGACAGAUGACCUGCCUGAAGCAAAGGACUCCAGUGUCCCUACUGUGCUGAAAAUGAUCCGGAAGUGGAAGGCCGAGGAUUCAGAUCGGUUCUGUGAUGAUAACUGCGCUGGUCGCUGUCCUCAGUGUUCAGAAAAGCAGCAGGCCCACUUCCGUCUGCCCAGACUCUGUGGGGUCCUGACAGAGGCCAAUGGACCUUUUUCAGCCUGCCACAAACAGGUGGACCCCUCUAUGUACCUGGACAACUGUGUCUAUGAUGUCUGUGUCGAUAAAGGUGCAAGACGGGUUCUCUGUGAUAACCUGAAGAGUUAUGGUGAUGCCUGUCUGUCAGAAGGAGUGAAAGUCAACCCUGAGUGGAGAAUGGUUACCAAAUGCUUCCUCUCCUGUCCAAAGGGCAGCCACUAUGAGGCGUGCGGCCCCUCCUGCCCGGCCUCCUGCUCAGAUCCACACAGUGAGAAGCAGUGUAAGGACCCCUGUGUGGAGGGCUGCCAGUGUGAUAAAGGCCUGGUGAUUAGUGGAGACAGAUGUGUUCCUCAGAAAAGAUGUGGAUGCCAACAUAAAGGCAGUUAUUACCCAACAGGCAAAGCUUUCUGGGCUGAUAACAAAUGCACCACAAAGUGUGAAUGCAUCCAAGGGAAAGCCACGUGCAAAUCAGUCACCUGUAAGAAGAAUGAGCUCUGUGCUCUGAAGGAGGGAGUGAGGAACUGCUACCCAGCAUCCUUUGCAACAUGCAAAGGCACCGGAGACCCCCACUACCGAAGCUUUGACCAACGGCGCUUUGAUUUCCAGGGCACUUGUACCUAUGUCCUGUCUCAAAUCAUCAAGGGAUCAGACAAGGAUCUGGAGCGGUUCCAGGUGCUGGUCCAGAACGAGAACCGAGGGCGUAACAAGGCUGUGGCCUACACCAAGUCCGUGUCUCUGACUGUGUUUGAUGACAUCACUGUCAGCAUGAGUCGUGGCAACGCAGGGAAAAUACUGGUCAACAGCCAGCCUGUAAACCUGCCUUACUCCAUGGAGGAUGGCAAGCUUUCCCUGUACCGGCAAGGCUACUUUGGCGUGGUGACAACAUCUUUUGGUUUGACGCUCAGGUUCAACUGGAACAGCUACGUCAGCUUGACUUUGCCCAGCUCAUACUCUUCUGCUACAGGCGGCUUGUGUGGAAAUUACAAUGGCAAACCUGGUGAUGACUUACUGAAACCGGAUGGCACCCUGGCUAACCACAUUAACGUCUUUGGACACAGCUGGAAGGCGGGGGGGGAUGCUGGCUGCACCAGUGACUGUCCUAAUGGGAAAUGUCCGGAGUGUGAGCCUGCGCUGAUCCUACGCUACCAGGACAAGAAAUACUGCGGCAUCAUCGCUGACAAGCAGGGACCGUUUGGAAAGUGUCACAGUAAACUGGACCACACCUCCUUCCUCAAAGAGUGUGUUUUCGAUCUGUGCAUGUACCAAGGCCACGCCUCUGCACUGUGCAACAGCCUAUCAGCUUUCAGCACCACUUGUCAAGAGGCGGGAGCAACAGUGGGGAGCUGGAGAACCCAACAGUUUUGUCCUCCGUCAUGUGGUGCCAACAGUCACUAUGAGCAGUGUGGCCCCCCCUGCCCGCUCACCUGCAGUGGCCUCGCCCCCCCAGAGGGCUGCGACAGGAGCGCCCCCUGCUCAGAAGGCUGUGUGUGUGACAAUGGAUUCAUGCUGAGUGAUGACAAGUGUGUCCCUCUGUCAGAGUGUGGCUGCCAGUACGAGGGACAGUACUAUCUGAGUGGACAGGUGUUCUAUCUAGGAAAGGCAUGCAACACUCGUUGUGUGUGUACAGACGAUGGAGAAGUGCAGUGUGAUCCUAAAUCUGGCUGUUCAGCCAAUGAGAAGUGUGUUGUGAAAGGAGGCUCCUCCUCCUGUGCUCCCAAAGGGGUGGGCUCCUGCUCUGUGAGUGGAGGCAGGGUGGUCAGGUCCUUCGAUGGACAGGCAUAUCCUCUGUGGGGAGACUGUUUGUUCUUGUUGGCACAAGUGGGAGAGAACGAGGGAGGGCUGGAAGCCUUCACUGUGUUAGUACAUCAGCAAACACAUGAGGAUGGUUCUGUCUCUCGCAGUCUGGAGCUCCAGGUUUACGACAUGGAAAUCACUCUGAAGUCAGGGGUCAUCUGGGAGAUCAAGGUUGAUGACAUCAGAGUCUUCCUCCCUGUGGCCCUGGCUGACGGGAAAGUGCGAGCACAUCAAAAUGGCAUCAACAUCAUCAUUGAGAGUGACUUUGGUCUGAGGCUGACCUACGACACGUUGGCAGGGGUGAUCCUACAGCUCCCCUCCACCUAUCACAGCGCUCCAAAGGGUCUCUGUGGGAACUACAACGGGAAGCUGUCUGAUGACCCGUCCUCAGCAGGGGAGACGUCAGCAGACACGGAGGAAUCUCUGGUCAUAGAGAAGGACGAGGAGCCAUGUAAGCCCGGCUGUGGGGCCACUUCCUGUCCUAAGCCCGAUGAGAAUAAGGUCCCAGAUGCCAAAAAGGCCUGUGACAUCAUCAAAUCUAAGAAGGGCCCCUUUUCAGGAUGCCACUCAACAGUGGCCCCGACUCCAGACUACGAGGCUUGUGUCAGGGAGAUGUCGACCGACGGAGCGGGCCAGGCCGUCCUGUGUCGUCACAUCCAGAGCUACGUGACGGCCUGUCAGCUGGCCGGAGCAGAGAUCAGGACCUGGAGGAGUGACAGCUUCUGUCCUGUGAGCUGUGCGGCAGGAAGUCACUACGAGCUGUGCUCCUCCUCCUGCUCCUCCACCUGCUCCUCUCUGCAGAGCUCCGCCCCCUGCCCCCCCUGCCAGGAGGGCUGCCAGUGUGCCGACAGCCUGAUGUCUGACGGCGCCCGCUGUGUCCCCGUGGAGAAGUGUGGCUGCGUGGUGGACGGACAAUAUUACAGGUCAGGGACAUCAGUGUGGCUGGAGGGCUGCUCCGAGCGCUGCGCCUGUGAAGGGGGGCAGUACAGCUGCAAGUCCACCAGCUGCCAGCAGGGGCAGGAGUGUCGCAACAAGGACGGAGCGCUGGGCUGCUUCUCUACAGACCCUUGUGCUGAGGUGAAGUGCAGAGUAAAGGAGCACUGUGUGGUGUCAGAAGGCCAGGGAGCGUGUGUUCCUGAUUCUACAGCCUUGUGUUGGGCUGCCGGCGACCCGCACUACAGCACGUUUGACAAACACCGGUACUCUUUCCAGGGAACCUGCACCUACGUCCUGGUCAACACCACAGGUCUCGACCCCUCCCUGCCAUCGUUCACUGUGAUCAGCAAGAAUGAGCUGCGAGGAAACUCUGAAGGCUCCUUCGUGCGCUCAGCCACUGUGGAGAUGCUGGGCCAUCGGAUCUCCAUCGCCUCCUCUGAGAGAGGGGUCAUACUGGUGGACGGUAUCAGGACGGAGCUUCCUGUCCGUCUGGAGGGAGGCAGCAUCUCCAUAACAGCGUCUGGAAUCAGAGGCACGCUCCAAAGUGAUUUUGGCGUGGAGGUCACGUUUGAUUGGGCCACACUCCUCAUGGUGUCCAUCAGCAGCAGUUACUUUGGUAAUGUGGCCGGGCUCUGUGGAAACUACAACGGCGACCCGGAGGACGAGCUGACGCAGGCGGGGGGGGGGGGCGGCUGCCAAUUUGACGGACUGGGCCUCCACCUGGAGCCUGGAGGACUACGACCCCUUCUGCUACCACUUCUGUGAGGACGUGUGUCCGCAGUGCUCAGACAAGGACCGCGUCAAGUACACGGGCCCAGACUACUGCGGGAUAAUAAGCGACAAGAAGGGCCCCUUCGCUGGUUGUCAUGGCAGCCUGCCGGUAGCAGAGAAUGUGGCAGAUUGUCUGUACGAUGUGUGCACCAAUGAAGGGCGACAGGAAGUGCUGUGUGAGGCCCUGAGCACCUACCUGGCCGAGUGCCAGGAAGCUGGAGCAUCUGUGUUGCCAUGGAGACAACUGGCCAAAUGUU